Sorex fumeus (smoky shrew) is the source of this 7239-nucleotide messenger RNA. It is a transcript of the gene RNF125, whose product is annotated as ring finger protein 125. The coding region runs from base 414 to 1112 and encodes 232 amino acids. Lineage: Eukaryota; Metazoa; Chordata; Mammalia; Eulipotyphla; Soricidae. The record is from RefSeq and is a predicted model, not a curated record. Gene Ontology annotation, biological process: ubiquitin-dependent protein catabolic process; protein polyubiquitination. Gene Ontology annotation, molecular function: ubiquitin protein ligase activity. The transcript has 6 exons.
UCCCACUUUCCUUCACUGGCUAACAGUUGGGUAAGAGGUGGCAGGCGUGCGCGGGCCUGGAAGGUUCUCCAGCUCGCGCAGGUCGUCCUCCCCUGCAGCUGAGGUUUCGGGUUUCAAUCCUCCCCGGACCUCGAGACGUCGCGGCGUGCGCUGUGCGGCUGCCGCCCCCUCCCUGCCAGCCUGCACCCCGGCGGCUCCGAAGCUAAUUUUCAGCGGCGCGGCGGGGCGCUGGCCUGCGGGACCCGGAGGCCGGGCGCCCGGGUGGAGGCUGCUCGGGGGGCCGCGCGAGCCGGGCGCGCUGGGAGGCGGCGAUCGCAGCUGGGCCGGGACUUCCUUCCUCCACCGCAGGACAACAAAACAACCCGGCAGCGGGCGCUGGGCUCUUGGCAGCCGUCUGGGCGGGAGGCGCCGCGAUGGGCUCCGUGCUGAGCAGCGAGGGCGGCAAAGCCGCGCCCGCCGCGGCCACCCCGCGGGCCCUGGAGCGCAGGAGGGCCCCCGAGCUGCCCGUCACGUCCUUCGAUUGCUCCGUGUGCCUAGAGGUGUUACACCAGCCGGUCCGGACUCGCUGUGGCCACGUGUUCUGCCGUUCCUGUAUUGCUACCAGUCUGAAGAACAGUAAGUGGACCUGCCCUUACUGCAGGGCCUAUCUUCCUUCAGAAGGAGUUCCAGCGACUGAUGUAGCCAAAAGGAUGAAAUCCGAGUACCAACACUGCACAGAGUGUGACGAAUUGGUUUGUCUCAGCGAAAUGAGAGCACACAUAAGAACUUGCCAGAAGUACAUAGACAAAUAUGGUCCACUGCAAGAACUUGGGGAGACAGUGACAAGGUGUGUGUGUCCAUUUUGUCAGAAGGAAGUGGACGAGGACAGCUUGCUAGAUCACUGUAUUACUCAUCACAGAUCUGAAAGAAGAUCCGUGUUCUGUCCUCUUUGCCGUUUAAUACCAAAUGAGAAUGCGAGCAGCUUCAGUGGCAGUUUAAUAAGACAUUUGCAAGUUAAUCACACUUUGUUUUAUGAUGAUUUCAUAGAUUUCAAUAUAAUUGAGGAAGCUCUUAUUCGAAGGGUUUUAGACCGAUCACUUCUGGAAUAUGUGAAUCAUUCGAAUACCACAUAAUUUUAUUAAAAGGAAAAGAGAAGAGACCAUAUAAUGUUGCACCAUUUGUUAGGAUGCUGCUUGCACAACUGAAGGGAAAUUGUUACCGUUGAUGGACCAAAGUGGACAACAUAGGUGUAUGCUUCUUCUUGUUUAUUUCUUACACUGCAUUUAAAAGCCGCUUUACAUUCUUGAGUCUCAGGCACUUAUCAGAAAUAAUCAUCAUCAGACAUUCCUAUAUGGACAACAACAUAAAGAUGGCUAAGUGUGUGAAGGAUGCCUAUUUGUGAAUUAAAUAACAGUAUGAAAUGCUACGUAUUAAUAACUACCAUCAUGGUUAGGCAAGUAACUAAUAUGUGUUCUAUGUAAAAAAAAAUGGAGAAGUACAGACAUUUAAGGAAAUGCAAAAAUCUUUUCCGAUACUCAAGUUUUAAUCUAAUCACUAAUAGAAUAACAUGAAUCAGUUUGUGUAAAUGGAUAUAGGAAAGGGAAACUGAAGUCACUGAAGUCCAUUUAACAAAAUUGUACUACAUAGAAAAUAAAUUUUGUGUUAGGAAUGUGAGCUUAAUACAUUGACUUUUUAUAACUGCACAGUAAGAAUUUAAUAUUAUAUUUUUCAAAUAUUUGUAGUUUGUUUAGGAAUCUUUCUAUAUUAUAGUUUCUGAACCAUAAGCUGAAUAUUAUAGCAGAAGUAUUCCUAUCUAUAAUUCUUAGUGGAAAACUUGAAGGGCUUUGAUUUUUAUUUUUAGUCUUAAUCCUUUAGGAAAGUUAUAAAACAAGUACUAAAAACACAAAAUAGAAACUUGUAUUAUUAUGAGGAAACUCUUUUAGACUCUGCCAGCUCCCUGGGAUCAGCUGUGUUUGUCUUGUUAUUGUUAACAACCUUGUUCACCAAACCCACAAAAGUAACCACUGUACUGACUUCAGUGGUAACAACUUCCUUGCACUUCUUUUGUUUAUCACCCAAGUGUUCAUCACGCUACUUGGGUGUUGGGGUUGCUCUUGGCCGUGCUUCCGGCCGUGCUCCCAGACCAUUUGGUGUUGGGAUUCAGACCCAGCCUCCUGCAUGCGAGCAUGUGCUCAGCUCUUUCCAGCCCUAUGCCCUAUAUUUUAAUAUUACUCAUUUUUAAAUGUUUUAUUAGAUCUAUUUCUUACAUUUCACAUAAAAAAUAAGGUUCCUCCUCCUUUUUCCUAAAAUUAGUCUAUUAAAGAUCUGAGAGAUAACAUAGCAAUGCAGGUGCUUGUCUUACAGAGGUUAACCUGGGUUUCAUCCCUGGUACCCAAUACGGUCCUCCGAGCCCCACCAGAAGUGAUUCCUGAGUGCAGAGCCCCGAGCACCACCAUGUAUGGCCUCUUCUCUCGCAAAAUAAUUAAAUUUUUUUAAAAAAAGACAACUUGGUGCUGGGACAAUAAUAUAGUGAGUAAGGCAAUUUUUCCUUGCACAUGGCUGACCUGGGUUUGAUCCCUGGCAACCCGUAUGGUCCCCCAAGCAUCAAUGGGAGUAAUCCCUGAGUGCAGAGUACUGUCAGGUGUGGUGCCCUCCCCCCAGCCCAAAAGAGAGAAACCUAGUCUUGGACUGGAGACACAGAACAGGAGGUAAGGUGCUUCCCUUGAUGCAACCAACCCCAAUCCAAUCCCCGGCACGUUUGGUCCACUACGCAUCACCAAAGAUCACUCCUGAACUCAGAGUCAGGAAUAGCCCCAGAGCACCACUAUGUGUUCCCAACCCUUCCUUCCCCCACCCCCCCACAAAUGAACCUGACCUUAUGAUCUAUAGAGUUUCUCGCAUGCUAAUCACAUACUCAUGGCACAGUUCAUGUUUCUUUUUCCCCUGAAUCUUAGUACAUGAAUCCAGAGUCUUGAGCAAACUUGGAUUCAUCUCAUUUUGCAGGACUGUUUAAGUCAUAGUGGAUUCGAACUCACAUAACAUCUGACUUUCUCUUUUUGUGACAUCAACUGAAGUGGAUACCUGGUGCCCAUAAGUAUACAUUGAGUCACUCUAGGUUAGAAGGUAUUCUGUCAUUUGUUUUUUAACAUUUGAAACAUAAUUGUAAGGGCUGUUUCUCCACAUUCAUUGUUCGCUUAGGCAGCAGUAAAGCCUCUGUGAAAGAGGAAAAAUAAAAUAUUUGAAUGUUUUCAUUUAUUAAUCGAUUUUGAUACAGCAAACGUGUUUCCUAUCAUUUUCCUACAUUGAAAAAUGUAUUAACAGCACAUUCUGUAUCUGCGAGAUUUGCAUGCAGCUCCACCAGAGACUUAUAUUCUCAGCUUUUCCCCUCUGGAGAAACCUGUGUUUGCUCUCUUGAACACAAAUCUACGCCCACCCCUCCCUCUCCCUUCUCUUUCUCUUUCUUGUCCCUUUCUGUCUCCCCCACUCUUAUAUUUCUCUAAAUAAAAGUAUUUUACUUCAGAAAAUAUCAUUAACUCAUGGAUUCAAACAUUUAAUGGGCUUUAAUUCAUUUCAAAUAUUACCUUAUUAAAGUUCAAAUUGUUAUGCCUUUGCCCUGUGGGAGACUCAUUAAGCUGGCUCUGAAUCCUUUUAACACUACUCAAACCGUCUUUAAAAGCCUCCUUGAUGUCUUCUAUGACAAGAUAUUCCAGCCUCAACUUGUGUAUUUCCAACUUAAAUAGAAUCAGCCAUUGGUCUAAGAAGCCUGGUUACUUUCAUCUGAUAAAGGUAUUUUAAAGCCAUAAUCUAGGGCCAAAGAGAUAGUACAGGGCUUAAGACAUUUGUCUUGCACAUGGCCAACCCAGGUUUGAACCCCCAUACCAAAUAUGCACCCUCCCCCACUGUACACCACCAAGAGUGAGCAGAGUCAGGAGAAAGUCCCCAACAUACUAGGUGAGGCCCAAAAACCAAAAAAAAAAAAAAAAAAAAUGAAAUAAAAUAAAGCCAUAGUUUGUAUUCUAAAGAUGUCCAUUGCUUCUAGAUUGAUCAUUAUUUCUAACAAAGAGCUAGGAGAUAUCUAUAAAUGAUAAAACAGUUCGUGAAUUAAUUUCACUUCCAAAUAAAAUUGAGUAUGACAGGGUAUUUGGUUGUUUUGUUUGGUCUCGUUUGGUUUGAUUUUGGUGUCAUGCCCAGUGGUGCUCAGGGUUUGCUCCUGGCUCUGAGCUCAGGGAUCACUCCUGGAAACUCUGGGAAUCAUGAGUUACAGACCACUGCAAGUGCCCUAUACUCUGUUCUAUUUCUCAGACAGGGUUUUAAUCUAAUCCUUCCUCUUACUAUCUUCUCCACAUUUUUCUAUUCUGAGAAUUGUAGUUUUCAGAAACGUUAAAAUAUUUCACAUUCAUUUCUUUCCCUAUAUUAUACAUACAGCAGAUUUGUAAUAAUAAGACAGAUACAACUAUCACGAAUAAACAGAAAUAAUAGAAUCAUUACUCAUUUGCUCCACACAUUUCUCCUAUUUCUAUUAUUUAUGAAGCAAAAUAAUUUUAUUCAAAGAAAUUUACUUAGAAAAAAUGUGAAAGGAGAUGUCAGAAAGAUAGUAUAGCAGGUAAGGUGCUUGCCUUGCACACAACUACCCUGAAUUCAAUUCCUGCCACUCCAUAGGGUUCCCUGAGCACUGCCAGGUGAGCACAGAAUCAGAAAUAAUCCCUCAGCACAGCAGAUGUGGCCAAAAACAAACAAGAUAAAGAAAUGUGAGAAGGCUGGAAAGACAGUACAGCUGAUCGGAUGCUUGCCUUGUAUAUUAACAACCAGGGCAUCCCAUAUGGUUCCCUGAGCCUUCCAGGAUUGAUUCCUGAGAGCAGAGCCAGGAGUAAACUCUGAACACUGCUGGGUGUUCAAAACAAAACCAGGGGUCAGAGCAAUAGCAGAGCGGGUAGGGUGUUUUCCUUGCACAUGGCUGACCCAGGUUUGAGCCCUGGAUUCCUAUAUGGGCCCCCAAACACUGCCAGGAGUAAUUCCUGAGUGCAGAGCCGGGAGUAAGCUCUAAGCAUAACCGGGUGUGGCCCCCAGACAGAAAAACGAAUGAAAAAAAAGCUAAAAGGAGAGCUGGCGAGAUAGUCCCUUACUUCAGCUCCCUCUGCUGCAACUCUGGUUCAAAUCUCCAGCAUGACAUAUGGUCCCCAUUGUCAGAAGUCAUUGCAGAAACAGGAAUAACUGUUGUUUCAUGGAUCUGUUUUUUUUUUCCAAAUCCAGUUCUUUAAUGAUAAACUGAGAAAUAGAAUAAUGUUUUCAUAUUGAGUGAAAGCAGAAAUGGAAAUUAUGAACAGUGAUAUUAAUGCCUGAGGAUAAACUUUUAUUUGGCUACAGUUAGCUUAUUCAUUGUUAUCAUUUAUAAAGUUCUUUGUUUCUUACACAAUAGUCAUUGCCCCAAAUUUUCUACAAAAUCCACUAUUUCAUUUUAGGGCGUGGUAUCCCAGUGAAUCUUGGCUAUGCUAUGCGAGCCUACUAUGCGAGCCUGAAGGUUCAAUACCCUGGUCCAGAAACACAGUACCUGGAAGUGCUGGCAGCUCCCAGGGCUACAUGCAGUGCUUGGGGGCCAGGUGAUGCCAAGGAUCAGAAUUUAGAACUAUAUCCCAAAUCCUAUCCAUUACUUCUUUUACUUGGGGGGGUGGGGAUGGAGUUUGGAGUGUCACAGCAGUGCCAGGGUGUAAUCCUUUGAGCUAUCUCCCCAGUCCUCCAAUGCUUCUCAAAAGUUUUGUUCACUUUUCCAUCACAUCCCCUCUAAAAUAAUUAGGAAAACAUAAAACCUGAGAUCCAGAGAAGUAGUUCAAAGGACUGAGCACAUGCUUUGCAUUCAGAGACCCUGGGUUCCUUUCUGGACACUGCCAGGAACAACCUUGAACACUGCUGGGUAUGCCCCCCCCCCCAAUAACAAAAUCUAGAGGAUGUUAUUUCUACCCUCUGAGAAACUAGUUUUACAGCUGCUUUUCAUGGCUGCUAAUAAGUAAAAAUGGAUCUUUAAUUUUACAUUUUGUCUCCCUCCAAUACGUACAGGUCAUGAAUGAAGUGAAAUCCUAAUGGACAGGCAGGAGGCUUAGCUCAAAGGAUUAAUCACAUGCUUUGCAUGCAGGAGACCCAAGUUCAAUCCCUGCCACCUCAUGGUCCCUUGAGCACUGCUGGGAGCAGCAGCCUAGAGCUGGGAGAUUUCAGCACUGCCAAAACAAACCAAAUAUUGGAUAUUGUUACAAAAGGAGUAAAAUACAAAAGGAGUGAAUUUUUUUCAGAGAUAGUUCAUCAGACUAGAGAUAUAGUUUGUGAAAAGUAGGAUACAUAUUUCUCAGCCAGAGAUAUUUUAGAGUACUGACCAUCUAGAAUAUCUUUGUAUAUCUAGAACAAGACAAAAGUAUCUGUAAAUCUUAGGGGGUUGGGGAUCAAAAUUUUACAAACUGCAUUUUAGGCAAGUCACCUACCACUAUUAACCUCUGCAGCAGUUCCACAACCUGUCCCUGAAUUGUCACCUGUAUUGUAGGUGAUAAUUUUGCCACUUAUAAAACAAAUUAGGUGCUGGUUGCCUGAAUUAGUUUUCCUUCUGAAUUAUUUUGAGUUCUAAAAUGGUGAAGUGCAAAUAUUCAUUGUUUCACUGUGCCUUUAGCCUUUCAUAAAAGGAAUUUAUUCAUUGUUUUUAAAAUGUGAAUAGCAGUAUUUUAUGCUAUUAACUACAAAAAUGUGUCACUCUUCAUAGCACCUGUGAUACGACUUUUUUGAUGUCUGAUAAGAGAAAAAGAUUUCCAUGUUAUCCUUCAAAGAUAAGUAUUUCGAACUUUACAAAAAUCUAGGAAGAUUUUCCUUUCACAUAAAUUUUCAAUUACAGGAUUCCAAAACAUAGGUUGAAAACAGAGUUGGAAAUCUUUGGUCAAGAUGGUUUCAGAUCAGGUGUCCUAAGAGAUCCCGUCUCUGUUGGUGACACUCUACUUCUGUCCUGGGUGCUAAGUGUCUGUGAUUUAGAAGUGAGUUUAUUACAGUGGCAUCAUCUUAAAAUAUGAUAUAGUUACAUUUAUCAUAUCCCAAUUUGUACCUUGAAACAUUGAAGGUAUGUUCACAUCACUGAAAUUCAUUUUUCAUGGAAAACUGACACAUCUAGUAUGUAUUGUGAUCAGGAUUUUAAAUGUACAAUUCUUCUUCUCUGUAAAUAUGUUUCAUUGUGAGAAAUAAAGAAUGGCAGGACCAUUGCUUUCAUUAAAAUACCUACCACAUCAAUUCUCA